ACGAGAAGAGAUUCAAGCAGAUCGGGGCUAGAUGUUGGAGGGAAUGAGGCUGAAGGGAUGGGCGCUGUCCGUGAAAGCUCUGGCGGGGAGCAGACUCCUUCAGAGAAGAAGAGCGAGCGAUUGAGGAUGGUGCGAGAGGAGGUGGCGGAAGGAACUCUCCGCAUGAAGAGGAUGAGAGGAAACCGGAGGCGUUGAUGGGCGGGGAUGGAGGUGGCGACGGAGAACGUGCCUCGGGAAAGAGGCCGACGAAGGAAGAGGGUGGGACGACAAGUAAAAAAGCGAGGAGGCCCGACGGUUUGACCAUCCGCGAAGGACAAGCCGCGGGUGGAGGAGAUUCGGCUGAUCCCGGCGCUGCGGCCGCGAGAGAACCUUCAAGGAAAUCGAAACGGAAAGUGGCAGGUGAAGAAGGCGAUGGCGAGAAGAAAACUCGAAGGCAGAAGACUAAUGAGGAGGCGAGCGGUAGCGAAGGGCCUGUCGGUAAGGAGUACGACGAAGCAACAGCGUUUUGGCUCGAAUACGAGUGGAACGAUGUCGGUGAAAUCGUGGAGAAGGAGCUCCCCGUCCAACUGCUCAUCGACCCCAGGAAGGUCUACGAGAUCCCGGCUUGGGAAAGAUAUUACAACCACCGCAGUCUAAGUCGCGAAACUGUGGACGACAUCAAGGGUACGAUGCUGAGUCAAUUCCGCGAGAAAAAGGGGAAGAUCAGGACGAAAAACCCUCUGGUUUUGGCACCCAUCUACAAGCCGGUGACACGUAGGCCGGAGAAAGUUGACAGGGUUCACAAAGUUGUCUUCAAGCCAGAGGACAAGGACAAGUACUACUAUUACCCUGUUAACGGACAACACACCGUGGCUGCUGUGAAGGAGUUGGAGGGUGAGCCAAUAUUCAAUUUGUGGAAGAUGCACUCGUGGCCGGCGAGAGUAGUGUGGUUAUCCGACCGAGAUUUCGCGGGAUAUAGGCAGGUCAGUCUCAACGAGAACGCGAGACACAAGAUGUCUAAGCAGCGAUCGCAGAAGGCCUCGUUCUUGGACAUGCGGGAGGCAUGGGAGAAUGAAGUAAGGCCGGUGGCCAUUCAAGGGAACCCUUCCGGCAAGGAGGCCGAAAAACAAAAGUUCUUCGAUUUCUAAAAGCUGAUUUUGGGAAAGAGUCCGAACGGAGCUCACUGGACGUUGUCACAAAAAGAUUCGUCGCUCUCCGACAAGGAGUGUGUCGCUGCAGUUGGCAAUGCAUUGAGGCAGUGGAUGCCGCUCGUGACGGCCGGUGACGACGUUUUCCACAAAGCAAUGAAAUUCUACGCGAAAU
This is a messenger RNA of Chara braunii, 1302 nucleotides long. Lineage: Eukaryota; Viridiplantae; Streptophyta; Charophyceae; Charales; Characeae. The record is from the annotation of a GenBank genome assembly.